CUUGAAUAUUUGGUUGCCCAUGAUGGUUGGGCAAUCAGCCCUCAGUCGAGUUUCGGAGCUAGCUAGAUCGAGUCCAGGGGUUUAAAAUUGAUACUUCUGAACAAUGAAGUGGCUUCUUCUCUUUGCUUUGGUGCUAAGCAGCUCGGCGUUUGUCAAACGAGAUGUCGGUACCAACCUCUUCACGCCAGGAAAGGAAUUCAUUUACGGUUUUACAAUCUUGUCCCUAGUUGGAUCUGAUGACUAUGUCAAGAGUUCUAGCACAUUUAACAUUAGUGGGGAUAUACAUAUCUCUUCCAACGGAAAUGACAUUAAUGUCAAAUUGGAUGACAUUACGUUCGGAACCCACAAUGGCCAGUUUGAUUCUCCAAACUAUCCGAAGUUCGCGAUGAAGGCGUACAACCAGUUGAAUCCUUUGUCUGAACCUUUCUCUGUACAAUUUACAAAUGGCGUGGCUAAGGGAAUCGUCCUUGACAAAAAUUCUGAUGAAUGGGCCAAGAACAUCAAGAGAGGUAUUGCCUCCUCCCUUCAACUUGACCUUGGUAAAAUUGAUAUCAAGAAAUCUAAUAGCUUCGUCACUGAGGAGAGUGGAAUUUUAGGUCGAUGCAAAACGGAUUAUGUCAUCAUACCAGGGGAAGAUGACAACCGUGUACUUCGAAACAAUGCCCAAGUUCGUAAAUUUAGGUCCCACGCACAAUGUGAAGAUCCUCCUCGCCGAUUCCGUAAACCUGGCAUGACUAUCAAGUAUUGUCCAGAGGUUUACUCAAGGGAUGUUUUGAACUCAACCUCGUUCUCAGUCUAUGACUUGGAAAUUCAGGAGGGAAACUUGGUCGCAAAAAACAUUCAUGUUGGAUCAUCCGUCGCCUACAUGAUUUUUGGUGCAGAUGGACACAGCCAAUCUUCAUUCACUAUUAUGAAGAUGAACUUGAAAAGCUCCAACUCUGGAUCCGUUCCACCCCCAUCCAAUCCCAAAACUUUCAACGAUUUGAAGUUCGUAUUUGAAAAUGAUGUCAAGGAAGAUGAGGAUCUCGGCAAUCCAGUGCCCUUCUUUUUCCAUCACAAAGGUCUUGAUCUUGAUUCUGCUGGACAAACUAAGGCUGCAGAUCAACUCCUUACAAAUAUCAAAAAGAUGCACAAUAGUUUCGACACUGCAGAGCUCUACAAGGACGUCAAGGAAUUCCACAAAGUAAGCCCAUUCUCUCUCCUGCCUUUUGUCUCGGCUUUGAACUACCAACAUAUCAAGGAUACUUACGACAACAAGGUGAAAGGAGGAGAUGCUACAGAGGAAAAAAUGUUCUUGGACGCACUUGCUAUUUCCGGAACUGGCCCCGCUGCCCUUGUUCUUCGUGACAUUGCUGCUAGCACAUCCGACAGUAUCUUCCUCACUCGUAACAUUGCCCCCAUGGCGCACUACAUCCGCAAUCCAACAGAAAAUCUUAUAAAGGAGCUCGAGGGACUAAUUAAACCUGAAAAUACUAAAUACAACUCACGUAUUAUAGAAUUUUCUUUUGCUUCCCUACUGGGGCGUGCUUGUAGGAAAACAAAUUGUGAAAGGACAGGACUUUUGGAUAAGUGGGUUAAAUAUUGGUCCGACAAUCUUGACUCUGGAUCUAGUUUUGAUGUAAAGACACAAGCGAUUCUGGCUCUCCGUAAUGUGAACCAUUUCAAAGCGGCAGAGAAAUUACUACCGAUAGCUGUUGACAACAAACAAGAACGGUCAAUUCGUACUAUGGCUAUCUCUGGAAUUACUCCGCUUCUUAAGAAAGAUCCUCUCGUUUUCAGGAAGAACAUCCUCCCCAUAUUUUUCAACAGACAAGAAGAUUCUGAAACUAGAAAUCUUGCUAUUCUAUGGACCCUAGUAUCAUACCCUGAGGAGAACACUUUCCAACAAAUUGGAAUCUAUAUGUGGACAGAGAGGGACCCUGAAGUGAAGAACUUUGUUAUAACCCUAUUAAAAAGCCUUUCUGGAACGACCGACCAAUGUUUGAAGCUCCGUUCAUCUUGGGCUAAAACUGCCUUGAGCAUGAUGGGACGUACUGAAACGAAAAGCAAACAUUCUGGCAUCUACAUUAGCGACUACUACGACCCGCAGUACCAUUUCGCCCAUCUCACUACUCUGAAUGUCCAGAAGAGUGGGCAUAGCAUUCUUCCACAAACGGUAUAUUUCGGAGUCAAGAGUUCAGCAGGAGGUUACGCUUCCAAGUAUCUCUCUAUCUUUGUUCGAUUGGAAGGCCUCGGGAAAUCCAUUUCCUCGCGAAUCAUGUCCAUGAUCACUGGUGUCAUUGAUUUUGAUGAAAUCAAGGAUAUUUUUAAUAAAAUUGGGGUUCAAGAACGUCAAGCUGAUCCACUCCGAAUUGAAAUUUGUGUAAUGCUUCACGAUCGAUUUGUCGCUUAUCACGCUGCUGAUGAGAAAACUAUUACCACAAUCCCACAAUUAAUGAAGAAACUUGGAGAACUCAGUAAUGCUGCUUACGAUAAGGAAUUCUCCAAGAUGAUUCUACUCGGUGGGGUCAUGACCGAACAACCAAAUGAGCUUGGCAUUCCAGUUUCAACUAUUUCUGGGGUUUCCACUAUGGCCAAACUUCACGCUAAGGUUAAAUCCGACAAAUCGGGAACAACAAUGAAUCGCAGCUACGAAGUUCAUCUUGGUCUAAAUGUUCAUGGAAUCAGCUCAGUCAAUAAUCACAUGGCACCCUUCGGUACUGCACAUUCCGUUGAGGCCUUGAGAACCUUAAGGAUCCGUAUCCCACGCAAGAUCACAUUCGGGCUUGAUGUCAAGCAACAAUCCAUCAACUUUGCUAUUUCUGCUCCUACUGAAGAUGAUCCAAUUAUGGCUCAAGUUCAUGCAACUGCAGUCACUUCGAUUCACUCUGAUACCCCGGCUACAAUGAAUGACAACAAAAUUGUCGACCUUCUUCAUGAAAGUUGUCCAUUGUGCAAGGGAAUGGAAGUCAUUUCCAAGGGGGAGAAAUUCCGUGAGGAAAGGAGAUUAGGAUCAGGAUACAAUACAAAGCUUUGGAAGGAGUUAACAUUGGUGGCAAGUAUUUCGACUGCGAGAAGGUGCAUUCCAGGAUUCAUGUUCUUCGACAGUUGAGGAAAUUUUAUGGACCCGAGUUCAAGAAUCUUGGCGGCCGAGCUGGACAAUCACUUACACUUUUACGUGUAGGAACUAGAUACAUGAUGUCCAGUUUAUUUUUGUCCCCAACUACAGAGACAUGUGGAAUGAAAUUUUGGUAUCAUAAAGAUCUAUCUGCCACAUCCGUCUUCGAC
Molecule: messenger RNA, 3267 nt
Organism: Folsomia candida
Lineage: Eukaryota; Metazoa; Arthropoda; Collembola; Entomobryomorpha; Isotomidae
Product: vitellogenin
Exons: 13
Coding region: 104-3091 (995 amino acids)
Biological process (GO): lipid transport
Molecular function (GO): lipid carrier activity
Source: RefSeq, a predicted model, not a curated record